Molecule: messenger RNA, 1953 nt
Organism: Labeo rohita (rohu)
Lineage: Eukaryota; Metazoa; Chordata; Actinopteri; Cypriniformes; Cyprinidae
Gene: psmb5
Product: proteasome 20S subunit beta 5
Exons: 3
Coding region: 37-846 (269 amino acids)
Cellular component (GO): proteasome core complex
Molecular function (GO): threonine-type endopeptidase activity
Source: RefSeq, a predicted model, not a curated record
GAAGCAGAUCGCCGCUUCUUGUUAAUUAUCUGAAACAUGGCGCUGUCUAGUGUAUUGAGGGGUGAGUCUGCGGAUUUUGCAGAUCGCUUUAAUCAGCCUUUUGCCCACGGUUGUGGCCUUAACCAGACGGAUCUCGGCUUUGGAGCAGCCCUGGAUGAUAGUCUGAGCUUCGCCGUGAAACCGCUGGGUGAAGGAGAUGAACCGGAGAGAAAAAUCGAGUUUCUUCACGGCACGACCACCUUAGCAUUCAAAUUUCAGCAUGGUGUCAUUGUGGCUGUGGAUUCCAGAGCGACAGCCGGCUCAUACAUCGCUUCACAGACAGUGAAGAAGGUGAUUGAAAUCAACCCGUACCUGCUUGGCACCAUGGCUGGAGGAGCCGCGGACUGCAGCUUCUGGGAGCGUCUGCUGGCCAGGCAGUGCCGCAUCUACGAGUUGCGCAACAAAGAGCGCAUUUCCGUGGCAGCUGCCUCCAAGCUACUGGCUAACAUGGUUUAUCAGUACAAAGGCAUGGGCCUCAGCAUGGGCACGAUGGUCUGCGGCUGGGACAAAAGAGGACCAGGGCUGUACUACGUGGACUCGGAGGGCAACAGAGUGUGCGGAGACCUGUUCGCAGUUGGUUCGGGAUCCAUGUACGCCUACGGUGUCGUCGACAGCGGCCUUCGCUACGACCUGACCGUAGAAGAAGCCUGCGACCUGGGCCGCCGCGCCAUCUACCAAGCUACCUACCGUGACGCCUACAGCGGAGGCCAAGUCAACCUCUACCGCGUUCACAGCGAGGGCUGGGAAAGGGUCUCGCAGGAAGACGUGCUUCAGCUGCACCUUAAAUACCAGAGCGAGAAAGCAUAAAAGGAGGGGUUGGGAGGAGAAAAGAGAUGAGGGAAGAGGUCACACAGGCAGUUGGGUUUCAAAAGAAAGGAUGAGACUGGUUAGAUAAGGAAUGAAUUGCAGAUUAGUGAUAUAACCUGAAAGGCACUUUGGUUAACUUAAUGAAAUCAAAUCUGCUUUCAAGAAAGUUAAUGCCAGGUUUUCUGUAAGAGCUGGCUCGUCUGUACAUGAGAACAUGAGCAAAGCUGUCUCACUCCCUCUCUUUUUCUCUUUCUCUCAUCUCUCGAAGUUAGACCAGUUUCCGUUAUUUCUCACAUAUGUUAUUUGUCAAGUUUUCAACCAGUUUCAGUAGUAUUACAAACCCAGCCAUUGCUGUUCCACUUGUUGUUUGUGAUUAUAAAAUAAGGGGGCGCUGUAUCCCAAUGGACAUCAUGACAAGCCAAAACUCCAGUUGGCCAGCUUUCACUGAGUAGGUGUGGGCUUCUGUUCUUCUCAUCUCACAUGUAUCUGCAGUUACCACAGUUACUAAACCUGCUCUGAAUAAACCUUGGAUUUUUGCUAUAUAAGUGUUAUUUUUUUUCUUUUGAUCCUGAUGUAUCGUUUGGUAAGUGUUUUGACAGGUGUUUACAAGUUUGUGCAGUGGCUACGAAAUGUAUUCAGAAUCUUAAGUCACAGUUGAUAUAUGAAUGACAUUGCAUUAGAUAACAAAAUAUCAAACCAGCUGUAUCUGCACAGUGCCAGCAUAUUUUCUCUACUACUUUUCAAUAGAACUGCUUUUCUUGUCUAUUUUUGCAGUUACUUUUAAGGUUUUUUUUCCCCAAGCUUAUUUUAGUGGGGUCUUCAGAAUGAAAUUUUCAUUUAAUAUUAACCUGUGUUCUAUUUAUGAAAAAAAUAUAGUCAAUAGUAAAAAAAAAUGGCUAAUUUCAGCAGAAAUGCCAUAGGAAACAUCUUAUUCCAUAUAGGUUAUUCAAAUAUGAUAUCAAAUAUUGUGUUGCGUUGAGAGCCACUCAUCUAAGCCCUGCUGACAUUAAUUUCAACAGUGUAUUUGUUGUAUUAUCGCUUCAAAUCCAUACUUAUUGUCGAGAAGCUGUGUUUGUGCUAAUCUUCAUUAAAAUAACUGUCACUUGG